CUGGUCUACGUUAUUCCGUUCCGCCAACACCCCCACCGUCUCCCCUCUUCUCUCGGUGUGUAGUAGGCUAGGCUUACAACUUAGAAGGUUUCUUCAGUGAAAGCGGUGACUCGCAUACAAAUGGACAAAGGCUAAGCAGACAGAACAAAUCGCGUUGUUUCUUAAACUCAGGGAACCGUAUACGACAUCAAACCCCCACGCGUUGUCGGAGCAAACUUUUUAGGGUUCCCUUUUUUCUGCGCUUUCGUAAUCUUCCUCUCGGCCGUUGUCGAGUUAAUGAACCUCAAUCCGUACUUCAUAUAAUUGAUUCCAUGGCAAUGAGGAGACUGGGUUUCUGUUAAUUUAAGUUCUCAAGUAUCAAAUGGACGAGUUCCUUGGCAGGAAUUUGAACAUUGUUCUCUAUAAGAAUUAUUAGGUACCCAGAUUUUGAGAAACUGAAGCCAGUUGGCCUUGGAUGGCUCCAGGAAGCAGUAUCCGCGUAGAGGUUCCAGAAUCUUUGUCCAUGAAUAUGGAAUUAUCUUCAACUAAAAAUGAAAUGGAGAGUGCUUUGACGGGUAAAAUUUCCAACAUUUCUAAUGCUCAAGUGGGUUUGUCAUCAACCAGCGGUGUGCAUGAGCUACUUGAGUGCCCAGUUUGCACCAAUUCCAUGUAUCCUCCCAUACACCAGUGUCCAAAUGGCCACACACUUUGCUCGAAUUGCAAAGCUAGAGUUCAUAAUCACUGUCCUACUUGCAGAUUCGAAUUGGGAAACAUAAGGUGCCUAGCUCUUGAGAAAGUGGCUGAGUCACUUGAACUUCCUUGCCGAUUUCAGAACCUUGGAUGUCCUGACAUGUUCCCUUAUUAUAGUAAAUUGAAACAUGAGCAGCUGUGCAGAUUCAGACCCUAUAAUUGUCCCUAUGCGGGUUCAGAAUGCCUGGUUACCGGUGAUAUUCCAACACUUGUUGCACACCUUAAAAAUGAUCACAAGGUGGACAUGCAUGACGGAUGCACAUUUAAUCAUCGCUAUGUCAAAUCCAAUCCACAAGAGGUUGAGAAUGCAACAUGGAUGCUCACUGUUUUUAAUUGCUUUGGGCAACACUUCUGUCUACACUUUGAGGCAUUUCUUCUGGGAAUAGCUCCAGUUUAUAUGGCUUUCCUGAGAUUCAUGGGAGAUGACAACGAAGCAAAGAACUUCAGCUACAGUCUAGAAGUAGGUGGAUAUGGCCGGAAACUAAUAUGGCAGGGGGUUCCAAGAAGCAUUCGAGACAGCCACAGGAAGGUCCGUGACAGUUAUGAUGGGUUGGUCAUUCACCGUAACAUGGCACUCUUUUUCUCCGGUGGCAAUAGACAGGAGCUGAAGCUGCGAGUGACUGGUCGAAUAUGGAGGGAACAAUAGACAUGGCCCUUAAAAUAUAUUUCCUAGCCUUAUUCCAUGGCCAUCAUUCUCGUUGAUUUAACUGUGAAUAAUCUGACCCUAAGACCAGAAAUUAUAUGCUUGAUCUGGUGCAUGCUUUAAACUGUAAAUGAAAUGAACUUUGUGUUGUAAGCUUAAGAAUAAAUCCCCCCCACCCCCACCACAUGUAUUUACCCAAAA
Molecule: messenger RNA, 1573 nt
Organism: Nelumbo nucifera (sacred lotus)
Lineage: Eukaryota; Viridiplantae; Streptophyta; Magnoliopsida; Proteales; Nelumbonaceae
Product: E3 ubiquitin-protein ligase SINAT2-like
Biological process (GO): ubiquitin-dependent protein catabolic process; multicellular organism development
Cellular component (GO): cytoplasm
Molecular function (GO): ubiquitin protein ligase activity; protein binding; zinc ion binding
Source: RefSeq, a predicted model, not a curated record